GUCCGGUGGAUUACACAAGCACUAACUACACUGAAUAUAUGAUACCUAGGUAGGUACAUACCUAGGUACCUAAGCAACCAACAUUAGGUACAGAUACACAACCAACAUACACAUUGGGCACCUCUUAGCUGCCUUCUGUGGCAACUUUCUCCGAAGUUGCACCGUUUCACCUUCUUUUGGCCGCCCCACAAAACUCUCGAAGACAUUUUAGUUUUAAUAUUUACUUCAAUCGAAACCUAGCCCUCAAUAUAUCUAAUACGUAACUAACUAAGAAGAUACGAAUGUGUUGACCCCGAUCAAGAAUUAUCUAUCUAAAUAUCUUAAAGCAUUUUCUCAUCAGUUUCAUUAGCAACUGGCUGGCUACCUUAUACUCCCGCUUCAACAUGGAGAAGAAAUGCGGAAAUUAUGUUCCAUUUGCGCUCUUCAUUCUCUCAGAGAAAAUCUCAGUUGAAUAUCUCAACACGCUACUCGAACGCGCUUUAGAUACGUCAGAAUCCAGUGCCGGCUGGUACAUCUUAACAGUUGUCCAUAUCACGGACCCCUCCGAUCCGUAUGGUUGUGCGCCUGAUGAAGUGAUAGUAAGAGAUGGGGAUCGUGUAUAUAGGAUGCCUCAAAAGGGGACUCGUCCUCCCUUGGAUGAUUCAUUCGUAUCGCCUUUCCUUGGCAAGACUGUAGAAGACUGUGCACGCUAUCUACGUGGGACACCGGAUAAAAAAGAUUGGAACAGAGAGCACUUCUGCGUAUUAUGUGACGAUGACUUGCUUGAGGAUACAGUUACACUAGUGCGUGGGUUUGAACAUGGUGCUGUGCAUUCUUUCCCAUGCCCUGUGGAUGAGAUUUGGGGGAAGAUGAUGACUAUGUGGAAUGGAAGGUCUUUCGAAGAGCAACUACAGACGUACCAGUAUAUUGUAGAGGAACACCCCGACAAGGAUCGAAGUGUUGGCGAGGCUUAUGAGCUUUUAGAAUAUGAAGAGGAUGGCUACAUUAUUUUUAUUUAUUGAACGCAUGAGAGAUAGGAUUCGAGUAUUGAAAAGAAAUUCAAGUUUCAAUCUUUAGUUGCAUAAACAUGCUCUAAGAGGCUUAUGAGAAUUGCAUACUCUCCAUGAAGCAAAAAAGUUUCACAUUGGACAUAACUGUCGAGAAAUCUAACUCACCAAAUCAAGAUACAAGAAUAAACAUGUAGGAUAGCGAUGGUAUAAUUAUGC
Molecule: messenger RNA, 1205 nt
Organism: Daldinia decipiens
Lineage: Eukaryota; Fungi; Ascomycota; Sordariomycetes; Xylariales; Hypoxylaceae
Exons: 2
Coding region: 384-1001 (205 amino acids)
Source: RefSeq, a predicted model, not a curated record